Molecule: messenger RNA, 6221 nt
Organism: Gadus morhua (Atlantic cod)
Lineage: Eukaryota; Metazoa; Chordata; Actinopteri; Gadiformes; Gadidae
Gene: fam83ha
Product: family with sequence similarity 83 member Ha
Exons: 6
Coding region: 356-5263 (1635 amino acids)
Biological process (GO): signal transduction; protein localization to cytoskeleton; positive regulation of cell migration
Cellular component (GO): keratin filament
Molecular function (GO): keratin filament binding; protein kinase binding
Source: RefSeq, a predicted model, not a curated record
GCAGAGUUAAACUGAGAGGAAGAUAUGGACAGUAUUCGAAAAAUAUCUGUGCGAGUCUUGAUCGAGGCGGGGCGAGAGAGUUUUUCAGGAGCAGGGUCGCUCUCUGACUUUGUGUCGUACGCAUUGCAAACAUUCUAGCAUGCCUGGAGCCUGACAAUAAACAGGUUUUGUGGGAUGAUCAGAAAGCAAUGCAGCAGAAACUUCUUUGACGGGCGCCGCUUGGACUAGAAAGGGGACACGUUUCGAAGAGACUGCGAAGUCAAACGGGGGACUAAAAGCAGGGACCGAUAAUGCCCGAUUUGGGAUGGACUAAGGGAAAGCUCGAAGAUUACGUGUAAUACAAGAACCAAUAAUAAUGGCUCAUCGAUCGCAGUGUUCCUCCGCUGGGGAUAAUCCCUUGGAUCCCAACUACCUGCCGCCGCACUACCGCGAGGAAUACCGCCUGGCCAUCGACUCCCUCGUGGAGGAGGACCUCGAGGGCUACUACCACUUCCUGCAGAGAGCGGACGUGGUGGACUUCCUGUGCUCGCAGGAAAUCAAGUUCAUCCAGAACGCCGUGCAGGUGCCCCGGGAGGGUAACUAUGGAGACCAGCAGCGGUGCCUGCCUGGUUCUGGAGGGGACAGUUCUUCGGACACCUACUGGCCGGUCCACUCUGACCUGGACGCCCCGGACCUGGACCUGGGCUGGCCCCAGCUGAACCGCUUCGUGGGCCCCACCGAGGUCACCACUCUGGUGAACCCGCCGGAGCCCGACAUGCCGAGCAUCAAGGAGCAGGCCCGGAGGAUGAUCAGGUCCUCCCAGCAGGUGGUUGCCAUAGUGAUGGACAUGUUUACAGACGUUGACAUAUUUGCGGAAAUACUUGAUGCUGCAAUGCGGAAUGUGGCCGUCUAUAUCCUACUCGAUGAACUGAACGCUCAUCAUUUCGUCAACAUGCUCUCAAACUGUCGUGUCAACCUGGACUGCAUCAAAUCGUUGCGUGUCAGGACAGUGUCCGGCAUCUCCUACCAAUGCCGCUCGGGGAAGCUGCUCAAGGGUCAGAUGAUGAGUCGCUUCUUGCUGACGGACAGCAGGGCGGUACUCAGUGGAAACUACAGCUUCAUGUGGUCUUUUGAGAAACUACACCGCUGUUUUGCACACCUCUUCCUUGGACAACUAGUUUCUAACUUUGAUGAAGAGUUCCGGAUUUUAUAUGCCCAGUCCCAACCAAUGACAAUGGAGAAUUUACCCGCUCCAAAAGAGAUCUUUGUUCCUUUACCUGAGAGGCAAUAUUUAACUGACAGGUCGGUCAGAGAGUCCAGGAAACAUGCUACAGUAGACAACCCAGGUCCAGAUGAAAGGUCUCGACACAAUUUGGAUGAAAGGGGGGAUAAAGACUGGAAGAAUAUGCCUCAUAACCGGCAUGAAGACAUGUACAUGAACCCCAGCCAGCAAUUGAGAAUGGGCCAGCCUUACGAUCAGAGCUCUUCUCGGAUGCCUUCAAAUUUGAUGGAAGGUCAAAACUACAAACGACACAGUUAUGCUGAAGGCAAACAAACAUCAUAUCAACCAAUGCAGCAACCAGGAAUGCCACACGUUGAAGGUCAGGGAAGGCGGACGGAUGCGGUCUACAGUGCCUAUGAUAAAUUCAAGAACCACGCCUAUCCUCAAGUGGAUCAGCACCCUGAGCCCGGCUUACCACAUGAGAUGGAACAGCCUGAAAGCUACGACCUGGUUCUUAACUACUUGUCAUCAACAAGCAACGUAGAGAUGGACAAGAUGUCUGACAAUUUCAACCCUGCGGCUGAAUUGUCGACAGGUUCAUCUCGUCCUAAAAGGCUAAGUCUUGGCAAACCACAGGCCUAUGAGCCCUCACCUUCGCCUCCCAACCAACCUGAGCAGGGGUCUAACGUGGACCGCAAGGAUCCCACAGUGAGGCAGGGGCUAAGGAAUUGGAGAAUUAACUCUUACCUCAGCACGUGUGACAAUGCAGGAGAGGAGGACAUGCCACUGCCAACUCAUCAGGCCUCAGACCCCUUCGACGAGACCCCUAACCCCUCAUACAACACAGUAUCGGGCCCUGAUUUAUCCACUGCUAAGCCUCCAAAUACUCUGGAGUUCAAGGUCCCGGCGGUGCACAGACCUUAUCCUAGCUUCAGGAGAUCCAAUCUCCCUGAGCAUUACCCAGAGGAUUUCCUGACGCUUCCAGCACAGGCCAAAUUAACUCCAUCCACUUCGGAAUCUUCAUUAACCGAAGCAGAUAAGACGGACGAAAUGGAUGAACAAGAACCAAAAGAGGAGUCAUUCCGUAGAAGAUUUAAUCCAGCGGUGCAAAGAAGCUCCAGGCUAAGAUCUUCUCUGUUAUUCAGCUCUCAACUUGACCAGCCUGGUUCUCAAGAUAUCAGAACUACCACAGGGAAACAGGAUGAGGACACGGAUAAGGCUGAGGGUUCUGAGUCGAAAUUACCCUUUGCCUUACAGGUUUUGGGUCAUAGAAAGACGUUUGUAAAAGAGCCUUUUGAUUGGAGCCGUCUUGCAAAAUCAGCCACUGUUGAUAGCUCUCUGACAGACGCUUCAAAAUCAGAUGAUGUUGGAGAUAAAGAGGGCAUAGAGAACACUUCAGGAACUCAGCCUUUGAAAGAUAAUCAUAAAAACACUGAUCUAGUGACGGCAUCAAAGCCUAUGGAUGCAUUGAUGCGACCAAGCUCAUCCCAUUGUGAGCUGUCGAAAAUAGACCAGCCUAGACAGCUUUCUGACUCUUUAAUGGGAAUCCCCUUUGUAGAUAUGAGUGAUGCCGAUCACAGGCUCAUGUUUUUCAAACAAUUAGCUGCAAAGAGAAAAGCAGAGAAAGUCUCAGAAUCAGCAAGAGCGAACACAGACAAAGUUGUACUGAAGACUCAAAUGGAUCCAAAGACCGCCACUGUGAAAAUUGAGCAGCCUACACAGAAAAAAACACAGAGUGAUCCUGUUGUCGAGGCUAGCUGUGAAAAGGAGCAGAGCAAUGUAUCAACAGAUUCAGAAAAGUUGGAGCUGAAGAAAAGCCAAACACAAGACCCUAGUUUGUCAGUUAAAUCUGAAUCUUCCCUGAAGGAGUCUUCUAUCCGUGACCCCAGUUGUGUAGAACAUCCGGCAUCUUCUAAAUCUGCAUCAAUUCCCAACUCAUCUGAAUCCAGCGUUGCUCAUAACCCUGUUGGAGUAGACUCAAGUUUGUCUCUUUCAGUUCCAUUAGUGUCAAGCUCUUCUGAGCAAAUCCAAUCUGAUGUUGACCCUUCAAAACACGUCACAAUUUUUCCUACUCAACCCAUCAUUGUAAGAGAACCUUUCAAGUGGAACCGUAACGUAAGGUCAGCCAUUUUUGAUACCACUAUUAAAAAGAGAGACACUGUGGAUAAAACUGAGAACUCCUCUGGAGUUGAACAUCCGGAAAACAGUGUUGGCAAGGCAGCGUCAAAGGCUGCAGAUGUAGAACUGUCAAUUCCACAAUGUGUGCUGCGACCUAGCUCCUCUCAUUGGGAGCUAUCCAAAAUAGACCAGCUGGUUCAACCUCAAUCUUUUACGGGUGAAUCAACAGUAGACAUGACGGAUGCUGAUAACAGGCUGAUGUUUUUCAAAGAGUUGGCAGCAAAACGAAAAUCUGAGAAGGCUGAAGGAACAAAGGACCCAGCCGCAGUUUCCCUGACGACUCACUCGAAUUCUAAAAUCAACAUGUUGCACAAUGAGGAACCUGCCGCUCAGAAACUAGAUGCAGAGGGCACUGGUCAUUCCAAGGAAGGCGAAACUAAAUUACAUAAAACCGCCUUGGAGAAAUAUUUCACAAAGGAUAUAGCACAAUUAACUCCAACGGUAUCCACGACAGGUGAUGACGAUAAUGUACCUGUUCCCAUGGCUGCUUGUGAGAGUGAGCGAGGCAGCGUUACUACUGAUUCAGAGAAGAUGGAGCUGAAGAAAAUUAAAAGACAGGCAUCUACUGGCACCCCGGAUCAAUCUCCGUCAACCAUCUCCAGCCAACCACUGGAAGUCCCCCCCACCCCUACCCCCACGGAAACCAGUACUGCGGCUAAUUCUAGGACCUCGCAGAACACCCCUACAGAUCCAAGAGAGCCAGCGGAGGCUCCCUCUCCCCCUUCCCUGGAUUCAUCUACACCCGGCGGCGUAUCCCCAGAGGAAGAUGCUACAAAGUCCUCACCUGCGAGAACUGUAUUAUUUUCGGACGUGGAAACCAUGAAACCCGAAUCCACUAGUUUCCCAACUGAGAUCCCCGAAACACGUUCAGAAGAUGCAGAAUCCGAUGCUCCUUCUGAAGCUUGUGAAAGUGAUUCAAAGCCAACCUCGAUCCAGACCCCCUCAGAGACAUUACCGGAGGAACCAUGUGCUCCCAGUUCAGAAGAUGAACUUCCGCCAAUAGAAUCCAACUCUGCUGCUCUGGAGUCAUCUUCUCCCACUGCAGCGCUUCCAUCCCAGGAGGAUGUUGAAGAUAUAACCAAUGCAUCGCUUAGCAUUAGCCUACCACAACCAUGCUCAGCUGACCCAACAGAAUGCUCUGAAUCAUCGAUAUGUAACGUCGAAAAAGAACCAGUUGAUUCACCAAAGUCGAAUGCAGCUGAUGAAAUUAAGAUAGAAGAAACAGUUUUACCAUCUUCUACCCUUGCGCCUGACUCAGAUGGCUCAGCGCCCCCUAUACCCACUUUAUCCGAAGAAUCUCCAAUCGCUCUGGUAUUACAAACUUUGUCCGAAAACCAAACUAAACCUACAUUAGAAGUGAUUCUCACCCAAACUCCAGACCAAACCAAACUCACAGGGGCUGAUGAAACCACCAUAGAAUUAAAACUGAUUGCUUCUGAAAGCUGUCCAUCAGAACCAAUAGUAGCAAUUGAGAAGAGCACGGUUAGCGACCCCUGUGAAGUUGAAAAAGAAUCAACUACGACAGAGGAGCCCGUUCCUGUGUCCCCCCUGUCAAAGCAGCCCAAAGCCUCCCAGUCCCGCUACCAUUCCUCAACUGCCAGCGUGAUCUCGAGCAGCAACCUCAGAGAUGACACAAAGCUGCUCUUAGGACAGAUAUCUGCUAACAGCCAGAACAGGAACGAACCCACCAAGGAGCAGCCAGUCACAGAUGACGAUAAGGAAUCCGAGGCUGACAAGAAGGCUAAAGGCCAAAAAGAUGGAGGCUCUAAGUAUAAAGUCAGAGGAUCAACAAAGACAGCAGAGGAACGUGAAGUGCUGCUUCAAAAGAUCCAAAGUAUGCGAAAGGAGAGGAAAGUGUACAGCCGGUUUGAGACUCCAAAAUAGCAGGGGAUCAAGCAAGAAGGUUAAAGAAGGUAUGCAUAUCUGUGGCAAUAAUCCAACAACAACGUCUGGACUGCAUCACUCGAGACAUGAAAUAAUAGGUGCUUUAAAUACAUUGGUUCAAAUUGAGAGAAUUUUUUCAGAUUUUUUUAUGGAUAUUUAUCAUGUGUGCUAACUGGGAUCGAAGCAUGCAGUACUGAACGCAUCAGAUGGAUGAAUACGGGCCUUCUACUGUGGAUCUGGCAAUUAUCGUGUACAGGGCGACUGCUGUAAACACGAAAGGGAAAGACAAAGAGAUGUAUGAUGAAAUUAAUUCUCAAGACUGCAUGGGUAAAGUGCAAUGUAAUGUGGUUGGCACCACUGAAUGUGGUGGAAGUGGUAUCGUUUUGAUACCCGUUGCACAUGUUUAUGAUCUUUUUUUAUAAACAAUACGAUUUUUUUUCUAAUUUUUAGUGCUGGUUACUUAUAUGAUAGUCAAUAUGGGCCAAUACAAAAAAACAUGGGAUCUGUAGUUCGUAGUUAAGUUCUUGAAAUAUUGGCAUUGUGAAAUUAUUUGUAAUGAUGGAACAAAAAAGGAUUUGUUUAACCUGACAUUCAAACAAAAAAACACGUAUCAGGCUGUGCAUAUCUGAGAACUAUGCUGUUUUUGUGUUUUUUGUUUUCCUGCCAUAAAUAUUGUGUCAAGUUCAGUUCCAAACAUUGUCUUACUUUGCCAAAGCUGUCCUUCAAGCUGUACUUAAUGUUCUCGACCUUAAAGCCAGAACCUGUAUUGUUGUGAUGACUUUCCAUUUCUGAAUUUGCAAAUGCUGCAUACAUUUUGCAUGACAGUUAUGGAUGUUUUGUUGUUCUUUAUGGCUUUUUUUUGUUACAUAUAUUUUAGAAGAUACAUUUGAUUAAUUAUAACUUUCUUUGUCUACUAUGUAUGCAAUUUAUUUGUAAAUAAAACUUCCGUUAAAUAUUA